Messenger RNA from Chionomys nivalis (European snow vole), 3508 nucleotides. Its product is annotated as von Willebrand factor A domain-containing protein 5A-like. The record is from RefSeq and is a predicted model, not a curated record. The coding region runs from base 189 to 2615 and encodes 808 amino acids. Lineage: Eukaryota; Metazoa; Chordata; Mammalia; Rodentia; Cricetidae. The transcript has 20 exons.
ACUGCAUUUGCAGUGCUCCGAGGGUCCAGAGCAGAGCAGAUCCCGGCUCAGUGAGAAGCCCUCCAUCCUCCAGCCGCGUCAGGGUGAUUGUGGUCUGCCUGUCACCUCUCUCAGCCACUGCCAGCCUGAGAGCUCUGCUGUCAGACAGUCCAUCCUUCAGCUGAGCUGCUCCUGGAAACAGUGUCAACAUGGUGCGUGCAAGUGGCUUACUAACUGGCGUAAAGGACCCAGUUGCACUGAAGAGCAUUGCUGUGACUCUGUCCAUCAAUGACUUUGUGGCUGGUGUGUCUGCAACCUUAAAUUAUGAGAAUGAAGAGAAAGACCCCUUGGAGGCCUUCUUUGUGUUCCCCAUGGAUGAAGACUCUGCUGUCUACAGCUUUGAAGCCUUGGUGGAUGGGAAGAAAAUUGUAGCAGAGUUGCAGGACAAGUAUCAGGCCCACAAAAGGUAUGAAGAGGCCCUCUCUGGGGGAUACCAGGCAUACCUGUUAGAAGAAGACAAGUGCUCUAGGGAUGUCUUCCGUUGCAACGUGGGGAACAUGCAGCCAGGGUCAAAGGUGGCACUCACCCUGAAAUAUGUGCAAGAACUUCCUCUGGAAGAUGAUGGGGCCUUGCGUUAUGUGCUCCCAGCAAUCCUGAAUCCUAGGUAUCAUCUCUCUGAGCAAUCUGUGGACAGUUCCCUGGAUCUGAAGACCCCAAUAGUUCCUUUGGAGGACCUGCCAUACACGCUCAGCAUGGUUGCCACCAUUAGCUCCCAGCUUGGAAUCAGGACAAUCCAAUCCAACUGUCCCUUGAGUUCCAUUGACUACACUGGAGAGGACAAGACCUCUGCUCAGGUUUCCUUGGCUGAAGGACACAAGUUUGACCGGGAUGUGGAACUCCUGAUUUUCUAUAGGAAGGUGCACAGCCCCAGUGUAGCAGUGGAGAUGGGGAUGCCUGAAAGGGAAGCAGAUAGUUUGAUGGGUGCUCCUUCUGCAAUGGUGAGUUUCUAUCCAGAUAUCCCAGAAGUGGAGACUGCAACAAAAUGUGGAGAAUUUGUGUUCAUGAUGGACCGUUCAGGAAGUAUGAAGAGCCCCAUGAGUGGCCAGAACAGGGCUCAGCUGAGAAUAGAUGCUGCCAAGGAAACUCUGAUUCUGCUACUGAAGAGUUUGCCUAUGGGCUGCUAUUUCAACAUCUAUGGAUUUGGAUCCACCCAUGAGGCAUUCUUUCCGAAGAGUGUGAAGUACACUCAGGAAACCAUGGAGAAAGCAGUGGAGAAAGUAAAACUUAUGCAGGCAGAUCUGGGAGGGACAGAAAUUUUAACACCACUCCGGAAAGUUUUCAGGAAACCCCCCAUUCCAGGGCAUCCCUUACAGGUCUUUGUCUUCACAGAUGGAGAAGUUGCUGAAACUUUUAAUGUAAUCAGGGAAGUUAAAUUUCACAGCAAAAGGCACAGGUGUUUCUCUUUUGGUAUUGGAGAAGGAGCCUCCACCAGUUUAAUCAAAAACAUUGCCCGGGUGUCAGGGGGCACUGCAGAAUUUAUCACAGGCAAUGACAGGAUGCAGUCCAAGGCUCUUAGGUCCUUAAGACGUUCUUUACAGUCUGUAGUAGAGGAUAUCUCUCUGAGCUGGAAUUUGCCUCCUAACCUGUUUGCACACAUGCUAUCUCCAGAGCAAACUGUUAUCUUUAGGGGUCAAAGGUUAAUCAUCUAUACCCUGCUGGUUGGACAGAUACCGGAAGAAGCUACAGGUGAGGCCUGUCUCAAAUACACUCUUCAUGGCAAAAGUUAUGAGGAAAAGGUGACAUUUUUCCUACAACCCAAGACUGAUGACAACCUCACUGUUCAUCGUCUUGCUGCAAAGUCCAUGAUCCAGUCCAAAGACUUUGGCUUCAGAGAGACAACACUGGUACUUAGAAGAGAUGUGUUGGACAUCAGUUUAGAGUCUGGAGUCAUGAGCUCCUUCACAGCCUUCGUUGCCAUCAACAAGGAGCUCAAUGAGCCAGUCCAGGGGCCCCUGGUUCAUAGGGAGAUUCCAAGGCCAAUUCUCUUUGGAGGUUCCUCUACAAGGCCAAGAAAUUCUUCUGAUGGUUUCCCCAAGGUUUUACCCUGCUCCAGUGGUCCUGUAUCUCAACCUCCGAGGAGUAUACGCACAGGUUUCUGUGCAGUCAUGGCACAAAUGCCUGAUGGCGCAGCAUUUCAGCCUCAUUACAGCCAGAGCAUGAAAUGCGUGAUUCACACAGAUACUCGCCCAGAGCUGCCCAACAUAAUCAGAUUGCACACUUGCUCACAACAAGGGAGUAUAGAGCAUACUGUUGCACAGCUGAUCCUUCUCCAAAAUGCAAAUGGUUCCUGGGAUAUGAAUGAGGAUUUAGCCAAGGUUCUAGGUGUUAGCUUGGAAGACAUAACGGCUGCACACCCUACUGAGGUACUGGAACCCUCAGCGUGGGCUACGAUGCUGGCUGUGAUCUGGCUGCACGCCAAUGGCAAAGAGUUGAAGUGUGAGUGGGGCCUUCUGGAAAGAAAGGCUGUGGUGUGGCUCCACAACAAUGCAGUCCGUGGCUUCACCAAUCUUAUGCGUACUGCCAAUAACUUGUUGAAGACAUCUGUGAAAUCCUCGGUCUUCACUUUAAAAGACUGAUGCCCAGGAGAAGGAACUCUGUCUUUCUGCCUCCUGCCAAGUUCUUCACCUCUUCUGCUAAGAUGAAUUUUUGUCUUGAGUAUUUUAUGGCCUGUGUCUUACUAUAAAAGUGAAGGGUGAGCAUACUGCUUUGACUGUCUGUGUUCUAGCUCCCUCUGGAUAUAAGUGUCAGUGUCUGUGUGUCCCCUCUGACAAGCGCUGGUAGCCAUAGAAACUAUUUCUUAUUCUGGAGUAGUUGAGAACAUGUGCAUAUAGUAAUGUUUCUCUCUGCUUUUCCAAACAGUUACACUCUGGUCUAAGGACUGUGGCCCUGCUGCUAGAGAAUGCCUGGAUUAAAUAACUUUCUUCUUUAUCCCUUUCUUGCUCCCCUUUUAUUUUAUCUGAUAUAUAUAUAGUCAACGAUGAUUUGAGCUUUCCCAAGCUUGGAAGAAGUUGGAGAUAAAUUGAAAGCCAGCUUCAGGGGCAAUGUAACUUCAAGAUCACAGAGACUCAAGGUUUACAUUUUGCCCAUUGUUACCACUGAGAACAUUCUUGACGCCCCCCUUAUUGUCACUCUGUGCACCAUACCUUUCUUUUUUUUGGCCUAAGUUUUGAGUUGAGUCAUAUUUGUAAAUAGAUGUCCAUCCCUAAUCAUUGGUCAUCCUGAAAGAAGUUGGUAAUGAAGUCGUUAGAGCUAGCUUUAACCCACUAGGUCCAUGAGCCUGGUUGUGGCCUUAUGUACUUAGAAUUAAUGUAUGUGCUGAGACCUGAAUAUAGUUUUGUUUUCAGCCCAUGAAAAGGGCGGUUCCGCUGAUCUCUCAAACACUUACUUUUCACAUACCCUAUCCUAGUAAAUGAGCUUACUCCCCCAGAUUACUGUUUUACCAAUAUUAAAAUGUCUAUUUGAACUGUGA